UCUUUUCAAGAGAAGUAGAUCCUGUUAGGGAUCAGAAUAGAAAGUACGUAUAAAUUUCAUAUUAAAUUUCUAACAGGAAAAGUAAAAUAAUUUUCAUUAAUUAUUGAAAAUUCGACACGUGUUCUGAAGCUACAAUCUCAAUGUUGCUUGAAUCCGAUUGAUUUACUUGCAUUCUCUUUGUUGGGUUUGUAUACAAUCUUCUACUAAUUGUUAAAAUGGAUAAAGUCAAUAUGGACGAUAAUUUUGGAGAUAUUUGCCAUCUAUUCUUAUAGUUAAAGAUACCUUUAAUCGUGUACUUGAGGACAAAACUUGUAACAUGUUUUCCUUUCUUUUGUAAAACAAGGAAUUUGACAAAGUCCAAAUGCAAUCUCAUUCUUGGAAGAAACAAGGAGAAAGCCAAACGUGCAAAUUGACACUAUAUAUAAAAACUGCAAAGAUAAUAAGAUUAGCUGUUAUUAGUUUUGUUUGGUGACUUCUCAACGGGGAAUAUUACUUUUAGUUUAAGAACACCCACCAACUUAAUCAUAUUAGUUGCAUCUUCUAUUGACUCUUACAAACAUAUUUUCUAAACACUCAAGUAGCCAAUGAAGGAACAAGGUGCAACACUCUACUUCAAACACCUUAUAUAUACUCAUCAUUCUCACCUAUCUCUCCCACCCUUCUUUUCUUCAAACUUAAAGCACUAACAAUGGAUCCUUCCUUUACUUCAAAAUCCCUUCUGCAUGUUUUUCUUAUCUUAGGCUUUCUUGGUACCACCAGAUUGCAUGCAAGUGACACUCCUCUGACACUGGAUUACUAUGCAUCAACUUGCCCCACUGUGUUUGAUAUUGUCAGUAAGGAAAUGGAAUGUGCAGUUCUUUCUGAUCCCCGCAAUGCAGCAAAGAUAGUCCGGCUACAUUUCCAUGACUGCUUUGUUCAGGGAUGCGAUGGAUCCAUUUUGCUUGAUGAUACAGUCACACUUAAAGGUGAGAAAAAGGCAGCUAACAACAUCAACUCUUUGAAAGGCUCGGCAAUCGUUGAUAGAAUAAAAAACAUGGUUGAAUCAGAGUGCCCUGGAGUUGUUUCUUGCGCUGAUAUUCUCACAAUUGCAGCCAGAGAUGCUGUGAUUCUGGUAGGGGGGCCAUACUGGGAUGUUCCUGUGGGAAGGAAGGAUUCUGUCACUGCAAAUUUUGAACUUGCCAACACCAAUCUUCCCACUCCAGAGGAGAGCCUUCUCUCUAUCAUUGCCAAGUUUCUUUACCAAGGUCUAUCUGUGACUGAUAUGGUAGCCCUUGCAGGAGCCCACACCAUUGGCAUGGCACAGUGUAAGAAUUUCAGGUCAAGAAUUUAUGGAGGCUUUGACUCAGUAUCAUUGAAAAAUCCAAUUUCUGAGAGUCACCGCAGCAACCUGAGAUCUGUUUGUCCACCUGUUGGGGGAGGAGACAACAACAUAACUGCAAUGGACUAUAUGACACCUAAUCUGUUUGAUAAUUCUUUCUACCAGUUACUGCUAAAUGGGGAGGGAGUUCUCAACUCAGACCAAGAAAUGUACUCAAGUUUGUUUGGUAUUGAAACUAGAGAGCUUGUGAAGAAGUAUGCAGCAGAUCCUCUGGCUUUCUUCCAACAGUUCUCAGAGUCAAUGGUGAAAAUGGGAAAUAUAACAAACUCGGAAAGCUUCAUCACUGGGGAAGUUAGGAAGAACUGCAGAUUUGUCAACACAUAGACUUCAUUUUUCUGUUUUAUAUGCCUUUUUGUUUGCUUCCACACACAAAGAACCACCAAUUUAUGUGUUCCAGCUACAACAAAUUGAUAAUUCUAAACCAAGCUAGCAAUUAUACAAUGAACAAAUUAAGUGAGAA
This is a messenger RNA of Vigna umbellata (rice bean), 1838 nucleotides long. RefSeq names its product Peroxidase superfamily protein. The record is from RefSeq and is a predicted model, not a curated record. NCBI's taxonomy places the organism in Eukaryota, Viridiplantae, Streptophyta, Magnoliopsida, Fabales, Fabaceae. Gene Ontology annotation, biological process: response to oxidative stress; hydrogen peroxide catabolic process. Gene Ontology annotation, molecular function: peroxidase activity; heme binding.